AUGGCUGCGCCAGAGACAGAGAACAAAUACGCAAUACAUGAAGCGGCGAGGGAUGGGAGAACCCAAGUGGUCGAGUCGCUCCUAAAUGCGAAUCCCAAACUCGACAAAGUUGUGGACCAAGAUGAACGCCUCGCAAUCCAUUGGGCGUGCGCCUUCAACCACUUGGACAUUGUCAAACUCCUCGCAUCGACCCGAUCCUUCGACCCCGACGUACAGGACGGUUCUGGAUGGACACCGCUCAUGAUCGCCUCGAGUCUAAAAGAGAACAGCGGCGAGGUCGUUGUUGAGCUUCUGCUAUCGAAAGAGGCUGAUCCUAAAAUCGUCACCAACACCGGUGCCACUGCUCUGCACUUUGCCGUUUCGAAGGGUAACCUUGAGAUCUGCAAGAUUCUGUUGGAACAUGGCGCCUCGGCAAGGACCAAAGACAAACGGGGACAACUGCCUAUACACCGGGCCGCCGCGGUUGGCAGUGUGCCAAUCCUGAAGUUGUUGGUUGAGAACAAAAGCCCUGUCAAUGCCACCGACAUGGAUGGAAUGACCCCACUGCACCACGCAAUUAGCGAAGGACAUGCUCAUGUGGCGGUAGAGCUGCUGAAAGCGGGCGCGGAAAUAGACAAAAAAGACAGAGAUGGCCGACUCGCUAUCGAAUGUGCACCCGACAACAAAGUCCGAUCGUACAUUGUCAAAGCUGCUGAACGAGAAGGCAUCGAGCUCGACUGA
Molecule: messenger RNA, 720 nt
Organism: Capronia coronata CBS 617.96
Lineage: Eukaryota; Fungi; Ascomycota; Eurotiomycetes; Chaetothyriales; Herpotrichiellaceae
Product: 26S proteasome non-ATPase regulatory subunit 10
Exons: 3
Coding region: 1-720 (239 amino acids)
Cellular component (GO): nucleus; cytoplasm
Molecular function (GO): protein binding
Source: RefSeq, a predicted model, not a curated record